AGACGAUGGAUAGAAUCGAUAGAUCUACUCCCUCCCUCCCACCCCCGACACCAAAACCAACGCCUUCAUCAUUUUUCCCCGCAUCGGGUUUCGGUCCCCUUCUCUUCUCCCCCGAUCCCCGCCUCAUAUCCACACUCCCUUUCGGUUUCGAGAACUCCGUCGCCGCCGCAACCGCGUCUUGUGCGAUAACUCUCCUCUCUGGCGCCCCCUCGCGACCUAUGCGGGUUGCGAGAUGAGCACUCCGUCGGACGAAGAGGAGGAGGACGAGGAGGAGGAAUUUUACGAGCCGCUUGAUCGGAUUCUCUCGUCGUCGUGCUCCUCCACCUCUGCAUCCGACGACGACGACGCCGACGCCCACCACCACCGACGCCGCGGCCGCCACCACCUGCCUCGCUUCCCGCCGCUGUCCGCGGUGUCCCUCGACGUCUGGAUCUCCGAGCCGGCGUCCGUGGAGGAGCGCCGCCGGAGGCUACUCCAGCAGCUGGGCCUGGCCGGCGAUCCCGCCCUCGCCCGCCUCAAAUCCCCCGCCGCCGGCGAGGCGGGGAUUCGGGAAGGGGAGAUCGGGAGAUCCGUGUCCUCUGACGGCCUCUGCCGUCGCCCCGGUUCUUCCUCCGCCGCCGCCGCCGCCGUCGGCCCCGCCAUUGCGCGAUCUAGAUCCGACGGCUCCGUGGAUCCCGGCCCUGUAUAUAAUCAGCUGCAGUUAGAGCGGCCGCAGGUGCACUGCCAUCAGCGGGCGAUCCAUAUGCCGGUCUCCAGCAAGCCGCUUCUCGUCGGGAGAACCCGGCCGGCGUCGGGCGGGAAUCUUGAGGCUUCCGACGCCGAUGGCGGCGGCGGAGACCGCCGGGAAGAUGGCGACGACGGGGAUGAUGAUGAUGAUCCGAGGUACUUGAUCAAGAAUCUCGACAACGGGAGGGAGUUUGUGGUGAAGGAGUUUAGGGAGGACGGGAUGUGGAAUAAGCUGAGGGAGGUCGGGACCGGGCGGCAGCUCACGAUGGAGGAGUUCGACAUGUGCGUCGGCCUGUCUCCUAUAGUCCAAGAGCUCAUGAGGCGGCAAAAUGUCGAGGAGUCCGCGAAGGGCAGCGGCCUUGGUGCCCUUGGUGGCGAGCCGAGAGCCGGCGCUGGGUCCGCGGGCGCGAUGAGGUCGAAGAAGAGGGGGAGCUGGCUCAGGAGCAUCAAGAACGUUGCAGGCUCCGUGGUGGCUGGAGGCCACCACAGGGACCCGCGGAGCAGUGAUGAGAAGGACACAUCGUCGGAGAAAGGAGGGAGGAGGUCGAGCUCUGCCACUGAUGACAGCCAGGAUGGUUUGCGCUCUCUCCGUCACCACCACGGCCCCGAGCGGACUAAGGUCCGGCAGUAUGGCAAGUCGCACAAGGAGCUCAGUGGUCUGUACAUGACCCAGGAGAUUCAGGCCCACAAAGGGUCCAUCUGGUGCAUCAAAUUCAGCUUGGAUGGGCGGUACUUGGCGAGUGCAGGGGAGGACUGCGUCAUUCAUGUGUGGGAGGUGACGGAAUAUGAGAGGAAGGGGGAAUUGCCGGUGGAGAGGGAGGAUAAUGGGAGUUGCAAUCCUUUUGCUGCAAUUAGUAAUGGAUCGCCCGAACCAACACUGGCACUGGCUUGUGUGGAAGGGAACAAUUGGGAGAAGAAGAGGAGAGCAAACGUCCCCGGUGGCAGGAAGUCAAUGGCUUCGGACCAUCUGAUGGUGCCGGAUCAUUUGUUUGCACUGUCUGAGAAGCCGGUCUGCUCUUUCAGAGGGCACUCGGAUGACAUUCUCGAUCUCUCGUGGUCGAAAUCACAGUAUCUGCUAUCAUCUUCAAUGGACAAAACAGUUCGACUAUGGCACAUGUCUAGCAAUUCCUGUUUGAAAACAUUCUCUCACAGUGACUAUGUGACUUGCAUCCAAUUCAAUCCUGUUGACGACAGAUACUUCAUUAGUGGAUCCCUAGAUGAGAAAGUUCGCAUAUGGAGUAUUCCUGAUCGUCAAAUAGUUGACUGGAAUGAUUUGCAUGAAAUGGUCACUGCUGCAUGCUAUACGCCUGAUGGACAGGGUGCACUAGUUGGUUCACACAAGGGAAGUUGCCUCUUGUACGACACAUCUGAUAAUAAACUUGUUCAAAAAUGUCAAAUUGACUUGCAAAACAAGAAAAAGAAGUCUAGUCACAAGAAAAUUACUGGUUUCCAGUUUGCCCCAGGGAGCUUCUCAAAAGUGCUGAUUACAUCUGCAGAUUCACGAAUCCGGGUAAUUGAUGGUGUUGAAUUGGUUCACAAAUUCAAAGGUUUUCGCAACACAAGCAGCCAAAUUUCAGCCUGUGUGACUGUGGAUGGGAAGUAUGUGAUUUGUGCUAGUGAGGACUCACAUGUGUUUGCGUGGAAAUAUGAUGAUGAUUCUCAACCUAGUAGAAGCAAAGGUGUUGCCACUGUUAUGCAUUCUUACGAGCAUUUUCAUUGCCGGGAUGUGACAGUUGCUGUUCCUUGGCCGACCAGCAGCAUGGGAGGGAAGCCAGGGACUCGAUGCGAUAGACUGAAUGGAGUUUCCAAGGCAAAUCCACAGCUGCUGGUUGAGGCAAAUGGGCACCAGCAUUCACCUUUUCCUGCUUGUCGGUAUAUAGAUAUAAACUCGAGCAACUAUUGUGACAAGGUUUCUGCUACCUGGCCUGAAGAGCUCAUGACAGCAAACAAACAGAGCCCUCCUAGUAUUGGUGAUAUUUCCGAUGGGGGCAUGCCGGGGCAGAGCAGGUCAGCCUGGGGAUUAGUUAUUUUGACUGCGAGUCGUGGGGGUGAAAUCAGGACAUUUCAGAAUUUUGGCUUUCCAAUUCGGGUAUAAAUUCCUCCAUUGCUCCAAGAAAUUGCUAAAGCCCUUGGCUGGGGAUGGAAUCAUUUGUCCCACAAUUCAACAGGGCUCUUCCCAACUUGAUGCUAUCAUAGUUUUGUGUAUAGAUAGAUAUGGAUGUGGGAGGCCUGUGAUACCCAUGCUCCCUUGUUCACUUGCUUGGCCGAUUUGUGAGAGAACCAAUGCAGCCGUACUGCUCCCUGAUUCAAGAGUUACCCAGCUUCCUUUAUUCCCAAAUGUACAUUAAAGUGAAAGCGAAAAGGGAUGAUGCUGCCGGCUGGUUGGACCUCAACUGAUUCUUUUUACCAUUCGGAGUUUGUCUUGUUCAGGGGUAUACAGUUCAAGGUACCCCAUGCUGUCCCACUUUUGUUUUUAUUUAAAUCAAUGUAAGAAGGAAAUUUCAGUGCUAUAACAAAAUUACAGUUAGGAUGGGGAAUUUGUUUAUGUUUA
Phoenix dactylifera (date palm) is the source of this 3277-nucleotide messenger RNA. RefSeq lists its product as uncharacterized. Gene Ontology annotation, molecular function: protein binding. The record is from RefSeq and is a predicted model, not a curated record. Lineage: Eukaryota; Viridiplantae; Streptophyta; Magnoliopsida; Arecales; Arecaceae.